Molecule: messenger RNA, 2130 nt
Organism: Bubalus bubalis (water buffalo)
Lineage: Eukaryota; Metazoa; Chordata; Mammalia; Artiodactyla; Bovidae
Product: reactive oxygen species modulator 1
Exons: 1
Coding region: 1531-1770 (79 amino acids)
Biological process (GO): protein insertion into mitochondrial inner membrane; protein import into mitochondrial matrix
Cellular component (GO): TIM23 mitochondrial import inner membrane translocase complex
Source: RefSeq, a predicted model, not a curated record
GGCAAUGGCAACCCACUCCAGUAUUCCUGCCUGGAGAAUCCCAUGGAUGGAGGGGCCUGGUGAGCUACAGUCCAUGGGGUCACAAAGAGUUGGUCACGAGUGAGUGACUUCACUUUCACUGUUCUUUUCCCCCACCCAGUAGUUCUUGAAGAUCCAGAUUUGGGGACCUCAAGGAGGACCAGUUUAAAAGUUUAAACAAUUAUUGAGGGAUAAGAACACACACAAAGAAGCACAACUGAUCUAUAAUUUUUUUUGGCAAAAGAAAGGGCAUGUAAAAAAGUAGGGAAAAGGCUCAGAAUAAACUGUAAACUUCCUAAAAAACUGGAUUUCCUGACCUCAUUUUGUUUGAAUCAUUUCAGUGGGGCCUGAUCAAGCCUUAGAAACCACAGCCUCAGCCCUUCCUGUGGCUGAGGUCUGAGGCUAUGCAUCCUUGCCCAUGCUUCAUGCUACCACAGGAGAAGCACACUUUUCUUAUAGCCUCAGAGUAGAUUAACCAUCAGAUGCUGUGGCCGAGGCUCUUCCCUCAGGAGUGAGGAGGGCUGUGCGCCCCAGGGAGAGUCCAGCCAGGGGCAUCUUACUCCCAGCUGGAAGCAGGAGACUAAUUGUCAAGGCUACUCAGAACCAUGGCCAUAACUGUUUUAGAGAUGAAAACUCUUCGACUAAGCGGUGGGGAGAUAGCAGUCAGAGGUGGUCCUUACUUAUUCUGCAGUCGGGCCCAGCGAAGCCGGGGGCGCAUUCACAGCGGUACCAGUUCUCACCAUCCACGCAUGUGCCACUGUUGUAACUACAAGAGCAAAGGCCACUUGGUUACCACCUCCCUGUCUGCCACUUCCCCCACCAAAGGCAGCCCCACACCGGUUAUGAUGGGUAGCUCUCAGCCCUGCCCACACGCACCAGUGCCUGGGUCCCACCCCCAGAGCGUGCAAUUCACAGUUCCUGGUUGCAGGAGCUCUGGUUGCGUCCCAGGCACUAAACCCUCCCCGGUGAUUCCUGUGUACAGCCAAGUCUGAGCAUCACUGCUCUAAACGCGGACACCAUCUGACUGAAGUGUGGCCCACGAACUGGAGUGAUGGGCACUGCCUGGGAGCUUGUUGGAAAGAAGGAAUCUGCAGCAACCCCCAGCUCUCCUGAAUCAGAAGCUGGAUUUUAUAUAGGAGGCCCACACUUGUCACCGCCAACAAGUGCCUGCAUAACAGGGCGUCAUGCUUACCAGGGAUGAGGACUGCAGUCAUUGGUGUCUGCAAAGUAAAAAAAAAAAAUUCAAAAACUUAACAGCGACGCCUUCUUAGCCCUAAGUGAAAACACCCGUGAUUUCCACGAUACCCAAAUGAUAAGGCUGUCAUUAACGCCAGCAGGAGGAGCUUAAGGCCCCUGCUCAGCUGGAACCAGGCCCACAUCACACUGCUGCCGUCACCGUGGGACACUCGUACACAGGAAGAGGCCCCGGGAGGGCUGGGCAGGGGGAUGUGAGGAUGGCUCUUGGUCAGACCAGGGCCGGGAAGCAAGCCGCCAUCGAAGCCCACGAGCGAGAUGCCGGUGGCCGUGGGUCCCUAUGGACAGUCCCAGCCAAGCUGCUUUGACCGCGUGAAGAUGGGCUUCGUGAUGGGUUGCACCAUGGGCACAGCAGCAGGGGCACUCUUCAGCACCUUUUACUGUCUCAGGAUGGGAAUUCGGGGCCGGGAGCUGAUGGGCAGCAUCGGAAAAACCAUGAUGCAGAGUGGCGGCACCUUUGGCACACUCAUGGCCAUCGGGAUGGGCAUCCGAUGCUAAUCAGGGCAGUGGUUGCCCGCAACAUCCACCCCUUCCCAUCAGUUCCAUCCCAUGUGUACUGUAAUAAAGCAAGUCUUUGAGUAUUCGGAAAAAGAAAGAAAGAUUAAUCAUAAUGGAAACGAUUCUACAGAUAAAAAAUGUUUCUCUUGUGGCCAAAUGGGGCAUUUUUGCCGGCGAUGUCCUGCCAAGCAGGGACAACAAGCCGUGCCAAUCAACCCCAGGUAGCGCAGGACUGGACCUCAGUUCCACCACCGCAACAAUAUUAACCCCUGACGUGCCGGUUACUCCGAUUCCAACGGGAGUGGCUGGCCCCCUACCUGAGGGCAUUGUAGGACUUGUGCUGGGGCGUAGCUCGCUUUC